Molecule: messenger RNA, 1170 nt
Organism: Knipowitschia caucasica
Lineage: Eukaryota; Metazoa; Chordata; Actinopteri; Gobiiformes; Gobiidae
Source: the annotation of a GenBank genome assembly
AUGCAGGUGAACCAGAGCAGACAGAGAGGAUCCUGGGGCGCAGGAUGCAGUCUGAGCACCUUCCUCCUCCUGAGCCUCUGCCUUCAGCAGGUGUGGGUCCUGAACCCUCCUCCUGUGACCCGGGGUCUACAGUCUGCGUUCUCUGCCUCUCGCAGCAGCAGUGUCCUGGGAGGAAAGCAGAGAGCUGUGACCUUCAACCGCCUCAUGGUGAACAUCGGAGGAGACUUCAACCCUGACUCUGGCUUCUUCCGCUGCCGUGUCGCAGGAGCCUAUUACUUCUCAUUCUCUGUGGGGAAAUUCCCAAAGAAGAUUCUGUCAGUGAUUCUGGUGAAGAAUGGAGAGGAGGUCCAGGCCAUAGCUUAUGAUGAUUACCGCAAAAAAGGCAGAAAAGUGCAGAGUCAGAGUGUGAUGGUGUCUUUGAAGGAGAUGGACACCGUGUGGCUGCUGGUCCAGCAGAGUCCUCAGUAUGCCUUAUACAGUAACAUGGGGCCAUACAUCACCUUCUCUGGGUAUCUGGUCUAUCCUCAGACCUCCUACAUCAGUAACCACCUGUCCUCCUCCACAGAGAGGCCUCACUGUCCUCCUCACACUGAGCAGAGGCCUCGCUCGGCCUUCUCUGUGGCUCGGACCUCCACUCUCCUGGGACAGAGCCACCUGCAGCAGCUGAAGCCUGCUCUGACCUUCGAUGUGGAGUAUGUGAACAUAGGAGGCCACUUCAACAGGUCCUCUGGCGUCUUCACCUGCUCCUUCCCAGGAGCCUACUACUUUGCCUUCACUGUGGGCAAACACCCGCGGAAGGCCGUGUCGGUGAAGCUGAUGACGGGGCAGGGGGACGUCCAGGCCAUGGUGUUUGACGAGGACACGUCCAAGAGGAGAGAGAUGCAGAGUCAGAGCCUGCUGCUGUCUCUGAGCCGCGGGGACACGGUCUGGCUCUACAGCCAACAGGACGAGCGCUACGCUGUGUACAGCAACCAGGGCCGAUACACCACCUUCUCUGGCUUCAUGGUUUAUCCUGAGACACACAUGGUUCAUCCUGAGACACACAUGGUUCAUCCUGAGACACACAUGGUUCAUCCUGAGACACACAUGGUUCAUCCUGAGACACACAUGGUUCAUCCUGAGACACACAGCACCAGUGCAUCCAGCACACAGGACAGAACUCAUCUAUAA